Messenger RNA from Opisthorchis viverrini, 291 nucleotides. RefSeq lists its product as hypothetical. The coding region runs from base 1 to 291 and encodes 96 amino acids. The transcript is spliced from 2 exons. NCBI's taxonomy places the organism in Eukaryota, Metazoa, Platyhelminthes, Trematoda, Opisthorchiida, Opisthorchiidae. The record is from RefSeq and is a predicted model, not a curated record.
AUGACCUACCAUCAGAUGAACUGCGAGACUAGGCCGGUUCGGGUGGAGGGUUCGAUACCUCUCCAGGUCUUUGACCACCGGUGUCUCGAAAGUUGGGACCAGAGAAUAUACCAUGAGGUGAUCAGGAGACAUGUUUUUGGUGAAACAGAAGGUGCUUUCCGCAGGGAAUGCAUCCAGCGUAUCAAGCUGAGGUGGCUGGGCCGUUUGUUACGGAUGCCGAGUUACUACCUGCCGAAACAGGCACUCUUAAGCGUGCUUAAUCCGGAAUGGCGGAAACCUAGAGGUGGAUAG